Molecule: messenger RNA, 975 nt
Organism: Aureobasidium namibiae CBS 147.97
Lineage: Eukaryota; Fungi; Ascomycota; Dothideomycetes; Dothideales; Saccotheciaceae
Exons: 2
Coding region: 1-975 (324 amino acids)
Source: RefSeq, a predicted model, not a curated record
AUGUCAUCGCGCAGACCUUCGCAUGGAGCCGACGGUGCCUCGGGCAUCAUGAGUAGCGCAGAUGCAAACCUGCCCAUGCGACACCCUCGUCCUCUGACUGCUGCUGAACUGCACCUCGAGUUGGAGAAGGAGCAGGAAGCCGUCGUCAACCGUCUCACACGCGAGCUCUCCGCACUUCGCGCCCAACAUUCUGCCUCGGUGGCCAGCAACACUUCGCAAACCAGCUCCAACCAGGCUCUGGAUCCUGGACUCUCGCACCCAACACCCACACGUCAACACCGUUCAUCGUCAAACGCUUCGAGCCGUAGCCUCAGCGCUCCCUCGGCUGCUUCAAGUCAUAUGAACAUUCAACACCCUCAACCCACCGCUCCUCUCGCCGGUGUCUCGCAAGCCUCUUUCGAUCGUGCUGCCGCUGCUGCCGGUUCCACCACGGCAAACCCUUCCAUCAGCCGCAAUCCCUCCAUCCGCAGCACCUCAGGCCACUCCACACCAGCCCUCACUCCAGCCUCUGCCGCUUCUAUUCCUCAUCGCCCUUCGCUAUCGCAAGCCGCCAGCCAAAUCUCCACAGCCGGUUCCUUCGCCCUCGGUUCAACCUCGCCCUACACAUCCACCUCCAGCGCCGCCGAGAUCGCUUCAUCGCGCGCCGAACUCGACCUCGUCAAACAAGAAAACGAAGCCCUGCGUCAACGUGUCAAAGCCCUCGAACGCGCCCUCCGCGGUCGUAGAAACAGCGUCACCUCCGAUGCAAGCGCCAACACAAACACCACUCAUCCUCGCGUAGAAGCACCCGUUGCUCUUCCCAGCGUCAGUGCUUGGGCUGCAAACAUGGCUGGAAUGACUAGUGUUGCCGGUCCCAGGGAGAGGAGUGAAAGUCAGAGUACAACUACGUCGUCCAGAAGACCAGAGGGACUCGAAAGAGAAGACUCUAUCCGUGUGGGAGAGAGUGCUGCUAACGUGGGUUUGGGCUUGAAGUAG